UAGUUACUGACAAUCGUUACGUCUGGACUUUCAAUGAUGUAUGGAAACAGCGGGCUGUUAGUUCGUUUUAGGGUUUAUUUUAACAGACGUGGAAAGCUAAAAGUGAGAAACUACUAAGCAAAGAACAGUGAAAAGUGCACCUCCGUUCUGGGCAGCUUUGGUGACCGCAGGUUCGUUGACAUAUCCCGAGCAGAGACAGCUAGGUGUAGCGGAGUUUCAAUUUAGCUUGGUAGCUAACUAGCUAACCUAAUUGCGUCGCGCAUAUUGACAGGCUCCGUGGACUGAGAACACACGAUUCUGGGAGUCAGCAACACGUCGGUUUUCUUUGUAAUUUUAUUUUAUUUUUAUCUGUUGCCAGUUGAACCAGAAUCAACGUACUGAGGCGUAUCCGGACACCGUCAGAGACYGAACAGCCCUAUCCCGGAGGAUCCACCGUCAAACACUUGAAAUGCUUUCUGCUUGUAACUUGUAGCUAACGAAUGGCUGUAAAUAUAAUUACAAUGGAUCGAAUGGACAGCUAGUCUGCUCUGCGCCAGCCCACCAUGUAAGCUAAUCCUCCUUGUCGCGAAAAUUAGUUGACUUGUGACUCAUCGGCGUAGGUCGGACGGCACAGGAGGAGCAGCCCCUCCGAAACACGACAAGAAAAGAGACGGGUUACAUCAGAGUCCUACAGCUAAACAAGUCGGUACUGUUAAGUGGAGCCGUGUUACCGCUUUGACGCGACCAUAUGCCUGCGCCUACGCCCGUCUCCACAUCCUAAAGAGACGGACAGAGUGGAGAGAAGGGGAGGGAGGCAAAGGCAGCUCCGGGUUCCCCCGACACUCAGCCAAGAAGAGGCAGCGCUGAAAUGAGAUGAGGCUCAGAAAUGGAACUGUGGCCACCGCACUCAUUUUCUUCACGUCUUUCCUCAGCCUCUCCUGGUACACGGCAUGGCAAAAUGGCAAAGAGAAGCUGAUUGCUUACCAGCGGGAGUUCCAUGCUUUGAAAGAACGCCUUCGCGUGGCAGAACACAGGACGCUGCAGCGCUCGUCUGAGCUCAACAACAUACUCGAGCAGUUCCGGCGGGCCAUUGCUGAAACUAACAACAGCAAAGAUGCACUUACAAACUUCUCAGAUGAAACACAGAAACUACUGAAGGAGCUCACGAACAGGAAACCCCUCCAGGUGCCAAACAUCUACCACCACCUGCCUCACCUGCUAAACAAUGAGGGCAGCCUGCACCCUGCAGUGCAGGUUGGUCUUGGACGUACAGGAGUUACCAUGGUGAUGGGGAUCCCCACAGUGAAGCGGAAAGUGAAGUCCUAUCUGUCAGAGACGCUGCGUUCGCUAAUAGACAAGCUCUCACCAGAGGAGAAACUCGACUGUGUCAUCAUAGUGUUUGUUGGGGAGACUGACGUGGACUAUGUUCACAGUGUGGUUGCUGACCUCGAGAAAGAGUUUUCCACUGAGUURAACUCUGGAUUGUUGGAAGUCAUUUCUCCACCAGCUGCCUAUUAYCCCGAUCUAACCAACCUCAAAGAGACGUUUGGAGACUCAAAAGAAAGAGUCAGAUGGCGAACAAAGCAGAAUUUGGAUUAUUCCUUUCUCAUGAUGUACGCCGUGAGCAAAGGGGUUUAUUACGUUCAGCUGGAGGACGACAUCGUGGCCAAACCCAACUACUUUGCCACCAUGAAGAACUUUGCCCUGCAGCUCUCAUCAGAAGACUGGAUGAUCCUGGAGUUCUCACAGCUUGGCUUCAUCGGAAAAAUGUUUCAGGCUCCUGACCUAAAUCUGAUUGUUGAGUUUAUUUUUAUGUUCUACAAAGAGAAGCCUAUUGACUGGCUGCUGGAUCACAUUCUUUGGGUCAAAGUCUGCAACCCUGAGAAAGAUGCGAAACACUGUGAGCGUCAGAAAUCCAGCCUGCGCGUGCGUUUCAGACCCUCACUGUUUCAGCAUGUUGGACUCCAUUCUUCUCUUGCUGGAAAGAUUCAGAAACUCACAGACAAAGACUUCCUGAAGCCGCUGCUUCAUAAGAUCCAUGUUAACCCUCCUGCAGAGGUCUCCACUUCAAUGAAGGUGUAUCAGGGUCACACGUUAGAGAAGACGUACCUCGGUGAAGAUUUCUUCUGGGCCAUCACACCUACUGCUGGAGACUACAUCCUCUUUAAAUUUGACAGACCUGUUAGUAUAGAGAGGUUCUUGUUCCGCAGCGGAAACCAGGAGCACCCAGGAGACAGGAUCGAGAACACCACCGUGGAAAUACUGGCUGCCUCGGAAAGCGCACUGCAGAACAAAGACAAGUACAAGCGAACUGAAGAUCGCUUUUACAGGAUUGGUCAUUUUGAAAAAGGUGUUGCAGAAGGAACCGUAGAUCCAUCCUUUAACCCCGUCUUGGCACUCCGUCUUUCAGUUCUCAAAGACUCUGCUGUCUGGGCCAUCCUCAGUGAAAUACAUAUAAAGAGAAUAUCUGGCUGACUUCUCUGGACGAGCUACAUGAGUCGUGGCCCCUGGAGGGCCAGAAUCUCCCAGACUGCUUAAGCAGGGUCUCUGGCACCUAGCAACCAGCAGUGAAGCUAUUAGAGCUUCGAGUUGCUCGUCCUAGCUUGUCUAAGAAUCGCCACCUCUCUGUCCAAUGUUUUCUUUUCAGUCCUGAUGUAUUUUGUUUUAUAUGUCAUUAUCCCCCCCCUUUUCUUUUUCCAUCACUUCCUCCUCGUUGUGCAUUUCAUCAGUUUGUGAGAAUGUUAAUACUACUGUCUGCUAACAGCAGCAAAGGAUGUAAGGACAUCUGCUUGAAACUCUGCUGUUCAGCAGCUUUGAAAGCAAUCAGAAAGAUUCCUGGAUGAAAAAAAAACAAAAACAAAAGGUUGGAGAGAACCAGUCACCUGGCCAGUGGUGUAGAUGCUGCCAAAUCCCUUUCCUUUUUACUCAAUGCUGCCACACUUGGGCGAGCUGGGGCAUUGCACUGUCUCUGGGGCCUCAGCAAACCCGGUGAUGAUCGAAAAUGUUGUCGUCACUAAUGGCCAGUUGCUCUCUGUUCUCAGCAGAAAAGGUGGCGAUCUAAACAUGUUUCUGUAGAUCAACAACAAACCCAAACAAAAGACGUUUGUCCUCAUUUUCAAAUACUAUACUUGUCUUGAAACAUUGAUCAAAAAUCCAUCCUGCUGACAUUUGACCUUAAAGCAGCUGAGUGGUAAACUACCACAGAGAAAAUCUGUACCAUGACAUCCUUUUGUUUCCUCUUGUCUGACAGGCUGUGUAUGACCUCAGUGUCUAUUUAUAGCCAAUCAAUCGGGGAUCGCCUUGGCAAGCUUUUCUUGAAGAAAUAUAUUGUUAUAACGGAAUAUUAUUACAACCAUGACUGACGAUCUAUGAAAGAUGACUUAAUUUAUUUGAAAUAAAUCUUUAAUUUGUACAAGAGGUAAAUAUAUUUUUAUUCUAAGAGAUGUUUAUGGUAGUUCAGUUUGUGUUUUUAUGUACUUUUUUGAUUCUCAAUUGCUACUUAUAAAUGUGUUGGUGGCAACAACUGCUUGGAAGGUUUUUCACUAAAACAUCACUUUUUGUUGCCUGAUAUUUAAACUAGAGGAAAAGUUAACAGAUGAUGUUGAAGUAGUUGUAAAUGUGAGUUAAAUGGGGAAAAAAUGUGCCUUAUAUUCAGUUCUCUGGAAAGUCGCCCCCACAGUAUCAUUUAAAUUUGUUCCAACUCAGUUUUCCCCACACAUUGCUGGAAAUACUAAUAUUUGAGAAACCGUUCAGAGUAGGAUUGGAUGCCAAGAAAAACAUUUGUAAUGCUGAAUGAAAAUAGUGAACAAGUUGAUUUAACUGGUUCACUAUCUAACAACAAUGUUUGCACUGUUUUUUUUUUAAGAUCACAUCAGUUGUCUUUUGUACCUCACUUUCCACCUUCAGAAAAAGUCAUAUGAAUCCUCUGCAGUUCAUUUGUCCAUUUUAGUUUCUUUGAAUGUACAGAACUUUAUGACUACUGAUCAUUAGAGUGCACCACUGAAUGUACAUAUAUAUACAAUAUGUGUAUACUACAACAAUUAUCUUUUUGUAUCUUUUCCCCCCACUUGACACGUUUUGAUGUAUGUGGCCAUUAAUCUGAGUGAAGAAUAUUUGUUAGUGAAUCUUUCUGUAACAGUUUACAUGUUUUUUUAAAGGGUUAGUGAAGUGCCUUUUGGUAGAAAUGGUCUGAAAUUGCUCAAUUCUUGYUUAUGAUGCUUUUUAGCAUGUACGUAAUUUAUUUAACACUUCACUGUUCUGGUCAAAUUAUGUUCCUUUGCUGUUGAUCAACCAGCUGCUCUAAAUCUGUACCAUAGAUUGUAAAAGUUUUACAGUCUGAGCUGUAAUCAUUUCAGUCUGUGAUCCUUCAUUUAUUUUUAAUUUGAAGAAGAAAGGUGUAAAUGACAAUAUAAGUUACUUUGAAAUAGUUCCUUACUCGUUUCCUGCAUCGAGAUAGAAAUGGUAAAAGAAUGAGUGUAAGGACAAGAAACGGGUUAAGACAUCUACUCAAUAGUUCCCAUUACCCAUCAGUUCACGUGCCUUCAUCGUGUUCAUGUGUUUGCCUGAUUCUGGUGGGGUUUUGCAUUGUUUUUUCAUGAUCAUAUUUGAAAUAAAUGAGUAAAAGUGGUAGAAUUAACUCUCA
Austrofundulus limnaeus is the source of this 4621-nucleotide messenger RNA. RefSeq names its product alpha-1,3-mannosyl-glycoprotein 4-beta-N-acetylglucosaminyltransferase A (gene mgat4a). The record is from RefSeq and is a predicted model, not a curated record. Gene Ontology annotation, molecular function: acetylglucosaminyltransferase activity. Gene Ontology annotation, cellular component: Golgi stack; endoplasmic reticulum; endoplasmic reticulum-Golgi intermediate compartment. Gene Ontology annotation, biological process: protein N-linked glycosylation. The transcript is spliced from 16 exons. NCBI's taxonomy places the organism in Eukaryota, Metazoa, Chordata, Actinopteri, Cyprinodontiformes, Rivulidae. Bases 853 to 2454 code for a protein of 533 amino acids.